Molecule: messenger RNA, 319 nt
Organism: Actinia tenebrosa (Australian red waratah sea anemone)
Lineage: Eukaryota; Metazoa; Cnidaria; Anthozoa; Actiniaria; Actiniidae
Source: RefSeq, a predicted model, not a curated record
AAUGCUACUCACAAGCUUUAUGCCCCUUCUUUUUACAGGAGUCAAAUAGCAGAAAUGCUCAUAUAGAUGGACGAACGAAUGAAAGCUGUGAGCAAAACAUUGACAUUCAUGGUGGAGAGCGACCGAAUCAACCGACAGAACAUGAUGAAGAACCAAUUGCAAACGACAAUGCACCAGCAAAUUCUUCGACAUCGUCUGUCAACGCCAAUUCUUUAAAUGGUGACUUUAAUGCAAUUCAAAGACAGGUAAGCACUAAUAUGCUUUAUCAAAGCAACAUCCUUUCUUUUUUGUCAUAUAUAUGUUACUAUAUAUAGUAAAA